AUGGGGUACAUGCUAGCCUUUGGAGUGUGUGGUAUGGUACUGGGGGCGCUCGUGUUGACGCUGGACGACCUCGCAAACAACUGCGGGAAAACAGCAAUCGACGUCAGGCCUGUUCUAAUCGCUCGCGGCGUCGGAGCGGUCCUGGGCACGGCGGCAUCCUCCAAGCUGUACCUCUGGGUACCGAGCAACAAGAUGAUGUCCGUCUUCCUUCUCCUCGUGAUGGUGGUCUUGGUAUACAUGCCGUUCAUCACUUCGGUGUACCCCCUCUACGUUGCCUUCCUUCUCCUCGGCCUGUUCACGGCCAUCACAGACACGGGCUGCCAGAUCAUGACCAGAAAGCUACACGGAGCGGAGGCCGGACCCUGGAUGGGAGCCAACGCGCUCGCUUUCGGCCUCUCAGGUGUGAUUGUGCCGCUCAUAGGAUACCUGACCGGGUCGCUGUUCGUCGUGUACGUCACCCUGUCGGUGGUGAGCUGCGUGACGGCGGUGUUCUUGACCAUCCUGCCGACCCCGGGGAGAAACAAUAGGCUCCACGAGGGGGAGCGGCAGCCGAUACCGGCGCAACGAGCGGGGGAUGGAGGCGGUUCACGGGAGGAAAGCCAGGCCAGCGCCUGCAAGCUAACCACGUUCUUCUUGAAGUACAAGAUCGAGUUCCACAUCAGCGGCAUGUUGUUCUGGCUUUUCUCUGGAGAGGUGGGUGCCGCCGGGUACCUGAAGAGGUACGUUGACGAGACCGAGGUCAUCGGUGAAUCGCACGCGGAGCUUCUUGUUGUUGUCCUGUGGAUGGCCAUCAUCAUCGGCCGUCUCGCGGGCAUACAGGACCAGCGACAUCUCACCCUCUCGCGCCUGUACCGACACUCUACGAUCCUCUUCCUCGGCGGGACGACGGCGGCGACGGCAAUCCUAGUGUUCCAGAACUCGGCGUUCGUGCUUUGGACGGGGAUCGCGGCAUACGGGCUCUGCGACGGGCCAACCGUAGGCUAUUGCUACGAUCUCAACAACCGCAUGGCGACUCCCUCCGAGAUGGGGACGUCGGUGGCCAUGUUAGGGCAAAACUUCGGGGCGAGCAUCGCGCCGUACGUUAUUUCGUGGGUGUGGGACUACACCGACUGGCCGCAGAUUUUGAUCCUCGUCAUAUUGCUGUCUCAUUUACUCCCGUACCCAUUCAUGCUCAAUGCCAAGCGCAUAGACGAGGCCAACAAGCGAAGGCUGCGGCAGGAGACCAUUUCUUCGGGUCCCUACGAGACUCGCUUAGCCCCAUCUUUCUUCCUCUGA
This is a messenger RNA of Ectocarpus siliculosus, 1275 nucleotides long. Lineage: Eukaryota; Phaeophyceae; Ectocarpales; Ectocarpaceae. The record is from the annotation of a GenBank genome assembly.